GCGUCACCGGUUGCCGGUUAGGCCUACACCAGUCGGGACUCUACCGCUCUCAGAACAUUGCUGAAGACUUGUUACGGCCGAGUUUGGUUUGAGUAGCUGAUAGAAACAAACAUCAUGGGCGUGGACGUCAAAACAAUCCAACAGGGAGAUUGUUCGACCUAUCCGCGAAACGGCCAGACCGUUGUCGUGCAUUACACCGGUACGUUGACCGACGGCACUAAGUUCGAUUCGUCGCGUGAUCGCGGAAAGCCUUUCAAGUUCAGAAUCGGCAAGGGCGAGGUAAUCGCGGGGUGGGAUGAGGGUGUGGCCAAGAUGUCGGUCGGCGAACGGGCUACACUUACCUGUACACCCGACUACGCCUACGGAUCCCGCGGCCAUCCCGGCGCGAUUCCGCCAAACGCCACCCUGAUCUUCGACGUCGAACUUCUCCGACUCGAGUAGACUAGGCUGCCCACUGGGUUCUUGUCAAAGCUUUAGUCAGGAAAUCUUUCAUCGUUUAUCAUUAAUUAGCAAUAACCACAACUUACCUAUUCUCAUUCUGAGUAGCCAUGUUCACAAUAUUCACGCUACGAACAAGCUCAAGAGUAUUGGACGAGAACAAUAAAGGAAAUAGAAGUGAGUUCAGUUAAGGCAUAUGUGGCAUCGGCGGUCGCUGGGUCAAAAAACACGGAUAUCUGGUGACACCCGGCCGCUUGAGGUAAAUGGCUUGGUUAGGUUUUUUUUUUUAUAACUAUGUGAUAAGGGCAAAACCUGUAAUAGCAGGGUAGAAAAUGACACGAUGUGGCUUUUCAUCUGGUGUUAAGUGCAAACUUUAUCUUCUUCGGGCUUAGCUGUGUCAAAGAAGAAAAAACAGUAUUUGAUUAAUGAAACAUUUGCGGUCAAUUACAUUCGUUGCUGUCCCUGGACUGUGCUUAUUACAGUAAUCAGCACCAUGGACGAAUAAGUUCAGUAAAGAUACUACCGGAAAACAAAAUGUAGAUCAUUAAGUUCUGUAUAAAGGAUGUUCUUUGGUACAUAUUCCCGUAUAUUUUGCAGAAGGCGGAGAUGCGUAAUUAUAUGUAUGCGUGCAACACCGUACGUAAUCCUCCUCAUGGCAUUAUUACAAUUAUUGUUAUUCGAAUGAUGGAUGCGUUUAUUAUUAUUCAUGAAUUUACCUAAUAAAUUAAAAUUUACGGCCUUCCUUAGUAAAGUAUGAGCAUUUAAUUUAGAAUUUGAAUGACUGACUCAUUAAACAUCAUGCUAUAUGAUUUUCUCCUAGAAGAACACUGACGUAUGCCAAAUAAGGGUGAGUGCCAGUAAUAAGCUCUUCUUAUAAUUUAAUAUUUCUCGCAAUGAAGUUCUUUCAAGUUUUCUAAAAAAGAGGUUUUUAAAAAGAAAUCAUGUUAUUUUUAACAAUGAUAACUAGCACGGGUGGACCAAUAUUCAAAUUUCCAGCAUUGGUAUUUGUAAAUCUAGGAAAACGCAUUUUCUAUAUGUAGUAAAAAAUAAUGGCCAUGCUGAACCACGAGGCUUUAGAAUAAAAUCUGGAAAGCUUUACUCGACCAAAACAACAGCAGAUUUGUACAGCAGUAUGUACGACAAACUACUCACAGAAUAAGAACUGAGGCAUAUCUACGUGGUAACACGAUAUCUACUAAAUGAUGUAGCUUUCUCUUUAAAACAACUUUUGCGAAUUAUUUUUUUAACCCAUCCUUAUCAAGCUUUCUGUUAGGUAAUGUAAUAUAAUUUUUAUUACUAGUAAUAAUAAUAGAAACACAUUUUGAAAACGGUAGCUGUAGUAAAAUGGGAAGGGAUUUUUUAGAAAAUAUCUGAUUAUGUAUGAAUAUGUAUUUUUAUAUAGUGGACAUGAAAGAGAGUUACAACUCUACCUUGAUAUGACCUUAAAUAGGCCAAAAUUUGAUUUGAAUUCCCUAAUCAGUCAAUAAAGAAAUCAGACCGGAGACUGUUCAUUCUAUUCAACAGACAUUUUGUAAGGUUUUGGUAUCAAUCUUAUCGAUUAGUGUUCUAUCAGCUUACUCACAUAUUUAUUUUAGAGGUGACGUAUAAGUUAUUUUAGAGGUAUAUGAAACGAAAUUCUUUACCGGAAUCUCGUGAUUGAAAUAGUUUUUGGUUUGUCAAGACGAUAGGUAACGUACGCCACUAAGCUUUGAGAUUUUCGGCUUGUCAUGAAUAAAUAGAGUUAACGACUAUGGUAAAUUCUGAAUCUUAUUAUCAACAUAGAUAUGCUGUUACCAUGAGCUUUGUGGAUACCUUAAAGAUUUUUUAUAUUUAAAGGACAUUAUGUAAAAUUUUAUGCUUUUUCUUGCCGGAGUGUUCGUUCUGAAGUAAUUACGCCCUAAUGUUUUGCAUUAUCGAUAGUGAAUAACACCUACAACAACUGACUGGAGCUUUAAAAUAUGAGUGUUUUCACAAAUUACAACACAUAUCAAAUAGGUAUAAUCAAGGGUUAGUUUUAUGGUAUUAUUAUAUGUACACUUAUAAAAUGAAAGAUGACAUAUCUCUUUCUAUCUCUCCGUGUAUGUACACAUGACUUUGGUAAAACACACAAGGUGACGCCUGUCAGCACUCUGGCGACUCUGAAGCUAUCAUCUUUUUCCAUUGAGUAUACCUGCAGUCGAUAGUCUCGGAAAGACUAUUUCAAAUCGAGCCCAAAUUUAAUUCAAACA
This is a messenger RNA of Varroa destructor (honeybee mite), 2666 nucleotides long. It is a transcript of the gene Fkbp12, whose product is annotated as peptidyl-prolyl cis-trans isomerase Fkbp12. Lineage: Eukaryota; Metazoa; Arthropoda; Arachnida; Mesostigmata; Varroidae. Gene Ontology annotation, molecular function: peptidyl-prolyl cis-trans isomerase activity. Gene Ontology annotation, cellular component: cytoplasm; sarcoplasmic reticulum membrane. The record is from RefSeq and is a predicted model, not a curated record. Gene Ontology annotation, biological process: protein peptidyl-prolyl isomerization.